Messenger RNA from Micropterus dolomieu (smallmouth bass), 5551 nucleotides. It is a transcript of the gene st8sia1, whose product is annotated as ST8 alpha-N-acetyl-neuraminide alpha-2,8-sialyltransferase 1. The coding region runs from base 359 to 1357 and encodes 332 amino acids. Gene Ontology annotation, biological process: N-glycan processing; oligosaccharide metabolic process. The record is from RefSeq and is a predicted model, not a curated record. Gene Ontology annotation, molecular function: alpha-N-acetylneuraminate alpha-2,8-sialyltransferase activity. Lineage: Eukaryota; Metazoa; Chordata; Actinopteri; Centrarchiformes; Centrarchidae. The transcript is spliced from 5 exons.
UCGAGGUCGACCGGAUCGGGGACCCACGGAGACCCCUUUUGGAUUUCGAUACAGCGGGACACUGGGUGGGGAGGGGGCCCGCAUGAUUCUUCACAAUCCGCAGGCUGUGAUGAUGGUGGUGAUGCACCGAGAGCAGAGCGGCGGAUUCCUGCAGAGCCCGACACACUGCACCACAACCCCGCAACCGAGUGUGAGCUGCUGCAGGGACAGACGCUUCUGCUCAUCUCCAUCAGAGCCUCACCAGCACAAAAACGGAUUUCCCAGCCUACGUUUUACUGCACCGCUUUCAAUUCGCAUGCACCGGUUGUUUUGAGCCGUGCAACGGACAAGAGGGUGGUGGUGGGGGGGGCGGUGGAAGAUGUUGGUGCGAUGCUACCGAGGAAAGCUGUCGGUGUGGGCCGCUCUAUGCGUGCUGGUGCUCUGCUGGUUCUACGUUUACCCCGGCUACAGACUCCCCCGCGAUAAAGAAAUAGUGGAAGAGGUGCUGAGGCAGGGGGAAGCUUGGAAGAAGAACAAGACGGGCAUCGAUUUAUUCAGGAAGUUGCUGACAAAGUGCUGUGAUCCCCGGAGGAUGUUUGCAGUGACCAAGGAGAACUCGCCGAUGGGCAAGGUCCUGUGGUAUGAUGGCGAGUUUUACCACUCGCACACUGUCAACAAUGACACCUACCCACUCUUUGUACAGGACAACCCUCUGCAGCUGCCCCUGAAGAAGUGCGCGGUGGUGGGCAACGGUGGCAUUCUCCGGCACAGCAAAUGUGGAAGGGACAUUGACCAGGCCGACUUCAUCAUGCGGUGUAACCUUCCACCGCUUUCAAAGGAAUAUGUGGAGGAUGUGGGAACCAGAACACAUCUGGUUACGGCCAACCCCAGCAUCAUAGAGAAAAGAUUUCAGAACCUUCUGUGGUCGAGAAAAACUUUUGUGGAUAGUAUGAAGGUUUACGGCUCAAGCUACAUCUACAUGCCAGCGUUCUCCAUGAAGCCUGGCACCGACCUGUCAUUGCGGGCAUAUUACGCUCUGGCAGACACCUCUUCCAACCUCACGAUGCUAUUUGCAAACCCAGAAUUCCUGCUCACAGUGGGAAAAUUCUGGAAAGCCCGCAACGUGCACGCCAAACGUCUCUCUACAGGGCUCUUCCUGGUCAGCUUGGCGUUGGGGCUGUGCGAGGAAGUGACGGCCUAUGGCUUCUGGCCAUUUUCUGUCGGCCUGGACAAGCAGCCAGUCAGCCAUCAUUACUACGACAACAUCUUGCCCUAUAAAUGGUUCCAUGCAAUGCCUGAGGAGUUUGUCCAGCUUUGGCAGCUGCACAAAAGUGGAACACUGCGCAUUAGAGUGGGACACUGUCCUCCUCAGGAAUGAGGGCGUUAGAGAUUUGAGUCAAGUGAUAGUGGUCAGGUCAAGUUCAGUGAGCUACAGGAAGCAGGCAUUUGGGUUGUGAAGCGGCAGGAAUCUGUCGUCAUUGCAAAAAUGACUGCACAUUUUUCCUGUGAGGAACCUCGGCCUGCCUCUGCGUCCCCGCAGCUAAUCCCUAAUUAUCAUGAGAAUGUCAUCCAUCCAGGCCAGCAGCAUCAGGGACAGAAUACACAAUGACACAUGCAGCCACAUACAAACACAAUGUAAAAUCCAACAUUUCCAUAACUUGCCAUAUCGCUUCCCAUUUUUUCUGAAAUGUGUGUGUGUGUGUGUGGAUGUGUGUUUGUUUAGAAAGCCUCAGCUGGGACUAUUAGAGGUGAAAGUGUGGGUGGUUGGAUGGGUAGGGGAUGUUUUUUUUUUGUUAACUACUGUAUCUGACUGAUACAUGGAGCAGCUGGACCAAACCCCCUUCUGGGUUUUUGUUAAACAGAGGCAGAAGAAGUAGAGGACCAGGGGGAAUAAUAAAACACACUGAAAGACUGUUGAAAUGCGAGGAACAAGGGAGAGAUAAUGGUGUCCUGGUAUAUAGUGGCUUGAAUAGGGCUGAAAUUUAAUGGAGGAAAAAAAAGACAGGCAGGGGAGAGAGAGUGAAAGCAGGCUCGAAUGAAAGGAUUUUUCUCUGCUUUUCUUCAACCAAGCGCUUGAUUGGCAUUCUCUGGUGCCAAAUAGAGCUUUUGUUCAAAGCAGGAGCCAUUAGAAAUGGAGUCUUAAGUUCUAUAUACCCUAGAAUGUUUAGCCAAGUUGCAUUUUAACCUUUACUGAAAAGGGAAAUGGGUACACCCUGAUGUCUAUGUAUUGUUUUCGUUUGCCAAAUCUGAUUUUAUUUAAAACAGAAAUGAACAUUUUUUGCUAAAAAAACAGGUACCUCACCUCAACGUGAGCAUUUAGAGUAUUUAGUACGGUUCACUCACACGCAGGCUCCUCAUGUUGACAAGAAACGGCCUGACCGGCUUCUUCUUCUUAAGAAGCGGUUACCAAGUCAUCUCUUCCUAACUGUGCUAUACUUGCCAAGUGCCAAGCCAAGGGAACAGUGAUCUCUUUGAUACACACUCUGGCACUGUCCUUAUGCUUUUAAAUGGCGAGACACUAAUAUAAAUAGAGGCAGUGACAGAAAAAGACUUGACUCGAUGUCACAAAUUGGCAUUUUAAUGGUGACCUUUUUUUUUCUUUAGAUGGUGGACACCUUGUUGGGUAAAUUAUUGUAUUAUUAUUAUAUAUAUAUUUUUUAUUAUCAUUCAUCCAAUUAUUGUCGUUACCAUUUUGCAUCGCAGUAUAGGAAGAACUGAGCCUAUGUCCUGUACUCCUUUGUUAUAAUUGUGUUUUGUUUUUUUCAUGCACAAGGGAAAAAUAACUCACUCAUGUAAACACUACAGACAACAGUUUUUUGGUUUGUUUGUUUUUUGUACUUGAUGGCCGUGCAGAUGGAAAACAAACGUACUUGAUCUGAAAUGGUUCUUUCUUUAAAAUGUUAUUUAAGAGUGAUACAUGUGAUCGUGCCAUAUUGUCACCAUGGAAAAUGCAUGAAGUCUACCACAAUCCUUGGACAUACUCAUCGGACUGAAGGUACAGAACAUGUUGAUAGGUUGGUGUUUUGUGUGUUUGUCCACUACUUGUCUGUUAAACUGAAUGAGGUCCAGUGCCUUUAUGAUGUAUGAAGGCAAGAAGAUAAUUCAAGUAAGGGAUAUUUGUAUAAUGCUCUUAAAUUUGUUUUUCUUUUCUUGGCCACACUCGGCUCUGUGGAUGAGUCGGACAAUACGUGAUAGUAACCUCUGAUGUCAUGUAAAAGUAACUUAAAGAGCGCUAGAUGUUGGAUGAAGUUAAUGGAGUGAAACCAAAUCUAAUGUUUUCCAGUCCAAAAGCACAUGUGGCUACUCGAGACUCCGAACUGAACUUGAUGAACAUUUUGACCAAUUGGUUUUUCUUAUUGUGAUGUUUCUUAUUUGCACCUUUUUAAUUUUUCUCUCUCCUGCACAGUAUUGUGAAUGAAUGAGAAGUGACAUAGUGUGAGUUAUAAGUAAGCAUGAUGAUUUUUAAAGUGUAUGUGCUUUUGGUACACUGAUUUUUUUAAAUCUAUUUCCAUUAUGUUUGGAUUCAUGCCCUCAUUCCAUCCUAUAUGAGUGAUAAAAGAACCACUGACAAGCUGUGAUUUCUUAUCAAAAGGGAGAUGAAUCUGUUGUGUAAAUAAUGGUCUGUUAGCAUAAUUACAAAUUAGUUUUAGAUGUCCAAUCUUUCUUUAAAAGUAUACUUUUUCUGAAACAAACUUCACUGAGCUCAAAAGGUCGCAAUAAACUGUAGUUGUUGCUAACAGAAAACAACUGAAUCUUUGGCUCUUCCUGCUACAACCUGCGCAGCUUACGUUCACAUGUUCAUGUGCUACUACAUAUUUGAAACACUGAUUCUUGACAUUUUUAACUGUUUCUGUCAAUGAUCAUGUGUAGAAGAACAUGUAAGCGCAAUAUCACCAUCACUAGUGAGGGCAGCAUAUCAUAAGUGAUUUUAUUACAUUCCAAGGACAGGUUUUAAGUGGUUGAACUUUCAAGAUGUACUCCACAGUUUCAUAAUCCAGCUUGUGUUUUCCGUAUUCUAUCACGUAUUAAUAAAAUUUAUAGGUAUAGUUUGACAUUUUGGGGAAUGCUCUUAUUUGCUUGCUUCCUUUGAGUUAGAUGAGAAGAUUGAAGCCACUCUCAUGUCUGUCUGUUAAAUAUGAAGCUACAGCUUGCAGCCGGUUAGCGUAGCACCUCGAAAGCUUUCGCUUGCUGAAAAUAAAAAUUUUCAGCAAGUGAAAGAGCUAGCUGUUGCCCCAUUUCCAGUUAUUAUGCUAUGCUAAGCUAAGCUAACUGGCUGCUUGCUGUUGCUUCAUAUUUAGCAAACAGAUAUGAGAGUAGUAUAAAUCUUCCCAUCCAACUCUUGAAAAGAAAGAUAACAUGGGCUUGGGGCACACGAAAAAAGCAGGCCAGGACAAAAUAGCGAGUACACAAUGGCAGAUUGUUGUCCAUUUUCUUUCCUGUCUCAGGCCAAUUGAUCACAUUUGUCAAGCUAAAAUGUGGCUGUAGGGUAUCCAUUUGGUUAGAGUCUGUCCAUGGAUAGCCACAUUUGAUCCCCAUAACAGCCAUAUGAUCGGUUGCAGUGUCCUUAGGUAUGAACUCAGUGAACCACUGUGUCUGUGUCAAACUGUUAGCUCUGUAGCCUUCUUUCACCUCGUGAUGAUGAUUUCUUUAACUUUUUGGUCCUGUUAGACAUCAGCACUGUUUUUUCCUACUCAGUUCAGAUUUAACACGUCUCAGAGCGUCUCAGAUGUAGAGACAUAAUCGUUGGAAGCUUAUCUGUCAUCUCUGCCUCACACCUACAGAGUGUGAGGACAUGAUGUAUCACAAUGGCAGGCUUAACAUAAAGUGGGUCAAAUAGUAAAUGCAAAUACAUUUUGGCAUUUGCUUUAAUCUGAUACUACUUGAUGGUUAGGCAGAAAUAAAAACAAGGUAAAGCCACAAUGUGUAGGGUUUUUGUAAUGCUAUUAUAGUGUGUUUUAAAUUAUUCUGAUGGCAUAUAUUUUUGUGUCUAAAAAGUAAGACAAUCCUGGUAAAUAUUGGCGCAGUGCAUGUAUUGCUUUCAGCCCAUUCAUCUCUGUCUACUUGGAUCAAAUCAGUAGAGUGAGGGGAAGGGGGACAGGGGUGUACAUUGCUGUCUUCCAUCACUCUGUGUGUAAUUUUUAAAUUCUACACAUAAUGGCUUUUGUUUGGGAUUUCAUUUAUGUCACAUUUUUAGUUGUGGUGAUGUAGUGACUUCAGUUAAAACAAAUACAAAUUAUGAUUUGUAAUGACUGACACGUUUUUGAUCAAUAUCUAGAUCCAGAGGGCUGAACUUUCUUACAUAUUUAAAUAUUUGAUGGUAUGCCACGCUUGGUUAUUUUAAACAACAGAGGUUGUGGUUUAUUUGCCUUGAUUGACUGAAUUUGUUAAAAAACAAAAAAAAGAUGAAGGAGAUACCCCCAUUGUCACCUCCUGUGCUCAUUCAAGUCAUCUGGUGUGAACAAACCUGCCCGAGCAUGUUGAAAAUAAAUCAGAACUGCAGUUCAAAAUGGUUUAAACCAAUUGUACAUGUGGCCUGGAUUAAACUGUGAAGGGAAUCCAUAUAUAAGGCGAA